AGGUUAGGAUGCGUUCACCUGUUUCGGGGUGUGGCCAGAGAUGACGGCAGUCUCAGGAAUUAACCGCAGAGAUAUUGCUCAGACAAACACACAGGACGAGACAAUGAACAGUUGUGUUUAGGUCCAUGUUAGAAUACAUCGUUUGAUUUUCUUUUCUUUCCCUUUUCUCUUAUUUUUUGUCAUUUGAGGAGUUUUGUUUCCCUAUUUUCAUUCGGAGCCGAGGCUUUUUGCAGCGUUUUGUCAUCAUGCAGAGAUUAGCUGCGCUGAUCCUUCUGCUGUCGCUUCUACAAGUGUCAGUGUGUAUUCAGGUGAAUGUUCCUCAGCAGGAGCGCAGCACUGCUCUGUUUGCCUCAGUGAUCCUCCGUUGUGACUACUCCACUUCUGCAAAUCUCCAAGAUGUCCUCGUCACCUGGAGAUACAAGUCCUUCUGCAAGGACCCUGUGCUGGACUACUACUCCACAGCGUACCAGUCUGCACUACAGUUAGGGCAGGACCCAUCGAAUGACUGUCCAGAUCGUCAGCGGACAGUGCGCACAGUGAUCCAGAAGAGAGGAAGCAGCGAGCCGACACUGGGAGCAGAAUACCGUGAACGCAGGAUCACCAUCCAAAAUAAGGCAGACCUGGUGAUCAAUGAGGUGAUGUGGUGGGACAACGGGGUGUACUACUGCUCUGUCGAUGCUGCUGGAGACACCUCUGGAGACUCUGACAAAGAAGUCAAACUCAUUGUUUACCACUGGUUGACCGUGUUGUUGAUCGUCAUUGGAGCCCUCCUUCUGAUCCUCCUCUUCUGUAUCUGCUGCUGCCAGUGUUGUCCACAGAAAUGCUGCUGCUAUGUUCGCUGUCCCUGCUGCCCACAGCAAUGCUGCUGUCCUGAAAAAGCGGUGAUGCAGCACCGUAUGAUGAAGGAUGCUCAGAGGGCCAUGGCUCCCUGGUUAGGAGGACAGCCGGCAUAUGGACCAAUGAGCCACGCCUCCUCCCAGAUGAACCCGCUACUCUACUCAGGAUCUGUUUCAGGGAAGAGCAUACCUAUGAAUUCUAUGCCCCUCCCUCCUCCUCAAUAUUCAUCUUACAACAUGGCCCCUCCCAGUGUCCAUGGCAACUAUUCCCCUGCCAACACCAAUCAAAUGCUUGAUUACCUGGAGGGCCAGAUGAGGGGGAUAGACAUGACCAGUCCUCAGCUACAGUCCCAGCCACCUCCUCCCCACCACAUGCAGCACAUCCCACCUCCUCCCCACCACAUGCAGCACAUCCCACCUCCUCCCCAGCACAUGCAAACCACCGUCCCAUUUUCCCCCGGCCCUCCCAGCAUGAUCUCUGCCCUUGAUGAGGGCCCAACAGAGCGUCGCGUCAUCACACUUCCACCAAUAAGAGAGCAGCCGCUGGGCAGACUCCCACCCCCUGCACCCAAGACUCGCCCCCCGAGCUCCAGCGAGAGCAGCCGUAGCGGCUUUAACCGUCGUGACGAGCGAGGACCAGUGGGCAGGCGUCACCCCUCACCUGCCCGGUCUAGAGGUGUUCCCAGGAGCUACAGCGAGGAGUCACUUGACGGGCGGAGUCGCAGCGGGGCACGAGGGAGCAUGGACCGCCCCCGUUCCCGUUCCAGGGAUGACCUGUUUGACAGCAGGUCCAGAGGAAACUACUCUCCCCCAGCAUCAAGGCGCUCGAAAAGAGGGUCCUGGAGCUCGGAUGAUGAAGACAGCAGCAGGAGAGGAGGAGGAGGAGGAGGAGGAGGGAGGAGAGGAGGAGAAGGCUGGGCUGAUAAACCUCCCAGCUACUCCGAGUACGAACCAGGACAGAAACCAGGAGCACGGAGGAAUGACAAGAGUUCUCGCAGUGGCACCAGCGUCGUCAUCUGAACCCUCCAACUGUGAAACGCCCUGUGACCUCUGUUUCAGAGAACAUGCGCACCUCACAGUAAUUGGGAGCCUUGUUGUCUUUUAAACUUUUAAAUGCCACCAUUGUUAUGUAUUUAAAUGAAUCAAAAACUAUUUAAUUACAUGUUUGUUAUGUGAAAAGCUUGUAGAAGGAUUCAUAAAAUGUGAGAUUGAAAGAUUCAGACACUUGGAGUAAUCCUCCUUCUCCAAGUGUGCAGGAGGUAAAGGAAAUGUUUGAUGGUAAUAAAGAAACCUAUUUUGUAGCCUAUAAAUGGUUUAUUUUUUUAGGAAAACAGAGCAAGUCUUUACUGUGACUACCUGAACAGAUUAUUUGGGAUAAUAUCCCCCUCUGCUGGUUCAUCAGUGUAAUGAAAAUAUUCUGAGGACUAAAAGCCUCCUGUUAGAUUAUUCUUAUAAGUGGCUUGAUGUUUCUCCUAUUAAAACUCUAUUUGUUUGGCAGUAACACAGUUAAUUUCCUAUAUUUGAUAAAGCCAUAAAAUAACCAUUAAGUGCUGAAGAAAUUACUCUCAGGGGCAGUAAAUAAACAAAUUACAAUUGUUGUUACAUUAGCCUAGAGCUAUUUAAACCCACAUAAAUGAGUAGACUUUUUAUAUUUUUUGUAAAUAGUUAUUUUUUAUAUCUCCUGGGUGGGUUGAAGUGACUAUAAUGUAUUUGUUUUACUAAAGUUUUUAAGGAAAAGGUGUAUAUUAGCAUUAACAGUAGCAUUUGUUCAGAUAACGGUUAAGUGGUUUUUAAACCUUUGUACAUAAGAUGAAUGAAGUAUUUACACUUGCUUAUGAAUAACUGUAAACACUGUGUGUAAAUAAGAAAUUUACAUGGUGUUGAUGUGGGAAAAGAAGUAAUGUCAACAAUGUUAUAGGCCCAAAAAGUACUGUUUUCUUUGUAAAUUAUGGUUGUGAGCACAAUAUGAAAAUUAAAUUGCAUUUAUAUAUAUAUAUAUAUAUAUAUAUAUAUAUAUAUAUAUAUAUAUAUAUAUAUAUAUAUAUAGCUCUGGAUAUAUUUGUACAGCUCUGGUUUACAUGGUUUCUUUUUCUCCUUUUUUGCUUGUGUCACUGUGGGGAUUGUGUUUAUUAAUAAUAUUUAACUUUUUAACUUUUUUUUACCUUUUUGGGUAUAACAAAACUGAUUAUUGUUGUAAUUCCCAUUUGAACUUUGACUUUAAUAAUAGGUUUAACGUUUUCCAAACACAACUAUCCGGUGUUGGUAGCUGCAUGACAAAGUUUACAAUAUAGAGAACAUUGCACAUGCAGCACAAACACAGGCUUGUAGUGUUUUCUGAGGCUUUGAGCGAAGGCCUACUGUAGAACAAAAAGUAGUUAUUUUUAUUUUAAAAAGUGAAGGCUUUAUUUCUCCAUUUAUAUCACCCGUGUCAGUGUGUUUUCUUGACAACAAUAGUUAACCUUAAUAGAUGUGAUAACACAUUUUUUUCAUUCAUUAAUAUUGCAUUUAACUUAUAAAUAUUCCAAUAGCUAAAUAAUAACGUGCUUCAGCUUGGACUCAAAGGUAGCCAGCUAUCAACAUUUGGCCAAACCUAUGACACAUCAGAAUAUAAACAAAAGUGUGAAUGUUUAUAACUAUUUGUCAAAAUCAACAGGUUAAAAAAUCUUGCAUGCUUGUCAUUCAAAUUUCACCUCUUUUAAAGAAUUUGGAGCAGUCAGGUGAACAGCUGAGAGCCAAUCAUGACAAUCUUCUCAACAUUUGCAAAUAAAAAAUAAAACAACAAAUACAAAAUGCACACCAAGUUCAAAUUAAAACAACUGCAUGAAUUAAUUGUAAGAAUAUAUUCAUUCAGAACCUUAAAAUAUACUUAAUUGGCGGGGGUUGACAACGAAAUGUAAGCCAACUGAGUAUUCUUUAGUCAUCACACAUACAUCUCUUGUCCAUCAUUUUGAAGUUAUCUAUUGUGAGAGGUGUUAAAAUAACCAUUUGGGAGAGAUAAAGAGUCUUUCACAAGAUUAAUGACAGUACGGUCUGCCCUCACAACGGAAGUGAACUGUCAGAGCAGCUCAAGUCGUAUUUCUGAGUAGAGCUGAAAGGAUUAGUUGAAUAAUUGAUUAGUCAGUCAACAAAGAAAUUAACCAGAAACAGUUUUAAUAAUUGAUUGAUUGUGUUAGUAAUUUUUCCAAGCUGGUUCCAGCCUCUUAUGUGAGGAUUUGCUUCUUGUCUCUGUGUUAUAUGAAAAUAAACUGAAUUUAUUUGGGA
Molecule: messenger RNA, 4097 nt
Organism: Siniperca chuatsi (mandarin fish)
Lineage: Eukaryota; Metazoa; Chordata; Actinopteri; Centrarchiformes; Sinipercidae
Product: immunoglobulin-like domain-containing receptor 1
Exons: 9
Coding region: 246-1856 (536 amino acids)
Cellular component (GO): plasma membrane
Molecular function (GO): high-density lipoprotein particle receptor activity
Source: RefSeq, a predicted model, not a curated record